Messenger RNA from Sungouiella intermedia, 999 nucleotides. The record is from the annotation of a GenBank genome assembly. NCBI's taxonomy places the organism in Eukaryota, Fungi, Ascomycota, Pichiomycetes, Serinales, Metschnikowiaceae.
AUGUCCACCAAAGACAACUUACCUUGGUACGUCGCAAUUCUGGUGGAAAAAUACCGUCCGUCGUCGCUUGACGAAGUGUAUGGUCAGGAAGAGAUCGUUAACACGGUCCGGAAAUUUGUCCACAGCGGCAAAUUGCCUCAUCUUCUCUUCUACGGGCCUCCUGGUACGGGAAAAACAUCCACCAUCACCGCAUUGGCCAAGGAAAUCUAUGGCCCCAACUACAAGAACAUGGUGUUGGAGUUGAAUGCCUCAGACGAUAGAGGUAUUGAUGUGGUGAGAAACCAAAUCAAGGACUUUGCAUCAACGAUGCAGAUUUUCAGUCGUGGGUUCAAAUUAAUUAUCUUGGAUGAGGCAGAUGCCAUGACUGCGGCCGCACAGAACUCGUUGAGAAGAAUUAUUGAGCGAUACACCAAGAACACCAGAUUCUGUAUUUUAGCCAACUACUCACACAAAUUGAACCCAGCAUUGCUUUCGAGAUGUACGAGAUUCCGUUUCAAUCCCAUCUCCGAGGAUGCCAUACGUGAAAGAGUGCAGAACGUCAUCCAGCAAGAGAACCUAUCGAUCAGUGCUGAGGCCGAAGAUGCGUUGCUCAAGUUAUCAAAGGGGGAUAUGAGAAGAGCUCUUAAUGUCUUGCAAGCAUGUAAAGCAGCGUUGGAGAGUCCAGAUGACCAGGUAGAUAUCGAUAUGAUCUAUGAGUGCGUGGGAGCACCGCAUCCUCGAGACAUCGAGACCAUUCUUGAUCUGGUAUUGAAGGACGACUGGACAACGACAUAUUUGACGUUUGACAAGUUUAAAAGGACUAAGGGUUUGGCGCUUGUGGAUUUGGUCCAAGGGUUCGUGGAGAUCUUGUCGAGUUACGACUUGAAGUCUGCGACCAGAGUAAAGAUUUUGAAGGGGUUGGCAGAUAUUGAGUAUGGAGUGUCGAAGGGUGGUAAUGACAAGAUUCAGACGAGUGCCGUGAUCGGAGUGAUCAAGUCGGCGAUGGAGUUACAAGCAUAA